AUGGAAGACGCUCGGGUGGACUGUGCGGGGGCCGGUCGCAUGGACCACACCUAUUCUUUCUUGGCUGGAAUAGAUCUUAUGCGACCACCCUCGUCAAUUGUGAUUCCUGCCGAAGACCUUGACGCCAUGGCGACCGUGGAGCGACAGUACUGGGAGAUCAAAGCCAAGUACUUUGAUGCGCUCAUUUUCUUCAAAAGUGGAAAGUUUUACGAGCUGUACGGUCACGAUGCCACCAUCGCCCACCGGGAGUUUGGGCUGAGGCUGGCGCCGGAAUCCAACAACCGUCGCAAGAUGCGCCUUGCGGGGGUUCCAGAGCAAAGUUUCAGUGAGUGGGCGCGCCUCUUUGUUUUCCGCGGUUACAAGGUGGGUCGGGUGGAGCAAAUGAAAGAGGAGGCAGAGACGCCCACAGCCAAGACUGCACGCGCGAAGGUGCUCCAACGCGAGUUGGUGGAAGUUCUCACACCUGGCACCUUGACAGAUCCUGCGAUGGUGAGCGGUGCUGGCUCUGUUUUUAUACUGGCCCUCUGUCCUUUGCCGAAGGGUGGCGUGGAUGGCUUGGCGGUGGAUCUCUCACGUCAUGCGGUGUAUCACUGCCCCUGCGCCGCUGGGUGGAAUGGCGCGCUGCGCGAGGAGGAGGUGCUGCUCAUGCUGUGCGCCCUUUUGCAACAGCUCCGCCCACGUGAAAUCAUAUUUCCACGUCACUUCUUCACAAACGCCAAUCAACCCGAUAGAGGGACAGUGUUUGCCAGGCGCUUGGUGGAUUGGAUAGAGGACGAGGGGUUUCGGGUGGAGUUGGUGGAAGUGGCCCUCCCUGCGUCUUCACACGAGAAGUCUGACGGAGAAGACGUUUAUUUAGACGCACAUAUGUUCUUGGCGUACUACUUUCGGACGUUGAGGCUUUUUCACGCCGAGCCCAUCCUCUCAGAGGCCAAGCCUUACACCCUUCAUCUUCCGUAUGCGUCGCCUGACGCCAACAUCGUUCGCGGUCCUGCAGCCGGAUCUCCCGCUUCCUCAUCGAUAUUGUGGCAUGAACGACGAGAAGAUCGCGGGCUCGUGCUUGAUGCCACAACGGUAAGUAACUUGGAGCUGGUCAGUAGUCUGCGGGAUGGCGGGGAACGUGGGUCCCUGAACCAACUCCUCAAUCGCUGUUGCACAAACGGAGGAAAGCGCCUCAUGCGGGCAUGGAUUUUGCGGCCCUCUGCCUCCUCCCGUGUCAUUGUGGCUCGACAGGAGGCCGUGCGCUACAUUGUUGCGCACAAGCUGGACCAGUUCUGGGGCGAGGGCGAGGGCGAGGGCGGGGAGCCAGAGCCGACGCCACCGAGGGCAGCAGCGGCGCUCCCCACAGUGGCGGCGGGGGGCGCGUGUGAGAGGGAGCCCCGCUGUGGCGUGAAGCGAGAACGGCUCGUGGGUGGUGCGUUUGAGAGGCGAUUUGCUGGUCUUGUGGAGGUGGACUUUGAACGCAAUCUCUCUCGCCUGGCAGAAUUGAAGAGCAACCACGACUCCCAAGUGGCCUUUGUGGAUCCCCUGGUUCAGUACAAGAAGCAGUUUCAACUCAUUCUUGCCACCGUGCAGGCGUUUGAGGACAUGGUGGAGUGGUCGCGUGGGAUUCAAAAGGGGCGAUCGGAGCCACCGGCGCUCCUGAAGGAGCUUUGGGCGCAGAUAGAUGCGGCAGUCCCCGCGGUGAACUCCAUCGGGAGCUGUUUUGACCGCCAAGCGGCUCUUGCGUCUGGCGUGAUUGCUCCUUCUCGAGGAAAAUCCCCAGCCUACGAUGCGGCGUCGGAUAGCCUUGACGCCAUUGAGGCAAAACUACAGGAGGAGCUACGCCGGUUAAAGGAAGGCGUCUUUGCGGGUGCGGGGAUCAACUACUGCGCUAUUGGUAACGAUCGCUUUCUUGUAGAGGUGCCACUUCGUGCCGCACCGAAAACACCUUUGAGUGGGUUUCUUGAGCGGUCACGGAGUGGCAAGAGUGUCAAGUACGCUGUGGCCUCCCUUGGGCCCCUGGUAGAGGAGCAUAAGAAGGCAAAGGCGGAUAAAUCAAACGCACUUCUUUUGGUGCUACGAAAUGUGGCAUCGCACAUGUGUAACCAUUUCCCGCUCUUAUACGGCGCCACCGAGGCUCUCGCAUAUUUUGAUUGCCUCUUGAGUCUCGCGUCCUUGCAGAACUGUGGGAUUACAUCCGCGUGGCCCAUCGUGGAGGAUGACAGUGCGGGGGCACGUGUGGAUGCCGAGCAGCUAACCCAUCCCUUCCUCAGUAGAGACUCGGUGCCGAACAGCGUUCACCUCAGUGCGGCACAGGGGCGUAUUUUACUCUUGACGGGCCCGAACAUGGCGGGGAAAAGUACGCUUAUGCGCACCGUCGCGGUCAACGUCAUCAUUGCACAAAUGGGGGGGCCAAUUUUUGGUACGCUCAUGCGUCUUGCCACGGUGUCCCGCAUCUUUACACGUAUUGGGGCACGUGAUGCCUCCCACAAGGGACAGAGUACUCUCUACGUUGAACUGAGCGAAACAGCUGACAUCCUUCGUCAUGCAGACCCAUGGAGUUUGUGCCUGGUAGAUGAACUGGGGCGUGGAACUUCCACGCACGACGGUUACGCCAUUGCACACGCGACUUUGUCCUCGUUGAAGCGACGCCUUCCUGUUUCUCCGCUUCUCCUGUUUUCCACCCACUACCAUGCCCUUGCGCAGGAACAGGUUGGUGGGAAUCAAGCGAACGCCUCGUCUUCGCCGCGGCACCAGGGGUCAACAGUACAGCUGGGUUACAUGGACUUUUCCCUAUCGGACGGCAGAAAAGACGGUGUUUCGGCAAUCACAUUUCUUUAUCGUCUAGUUUCGGGCAUAUGCACACGCAGCUACGGGGUUGAGGUGGCUCUUUUGGCUGGCAUUUCCUCUUCCCUAGUGGGCACAGCGGCCCUGAAGUCGCACGAGCUUGCCUCGUGGAACGACCGGCAAAAAGACAUCCGCACCAUACGACAGUUCCUUGAAGCCACCAACGCAGCGCCGGUGCUCAAGAAGGAGGAGGAGAAGUCGUAG
Trypanosoma conorhini is the source of this 3030-nucleotide messenger RNA. RefSeq names its product mismatch repair protein. The transcript has a single exon. Bases 1 to 3030 code for a protein of 1009 amino acids. The record is from RefSeq and is a predicted model, not a curated record. Gene Ontology annotation, molecular function: ATP binding; mismatched DNA binding; ATP-dependent DNA damage sensor activity. NCBI's taxonomy places the organism in Eukaryota, Euglenozoa, Kinetoplastea, Trypanosomatida, Trypanosomatidae. Gene Ontology annotation, biological process: mismatch repair. Gene Ontology annotation, cellular component: nucleus; MutSalpha complex.